AUGAACCGCGACUGGGUCAACGAGGCGCAGGCAUCAUGGUCAUUAGAGCUUUUCAGCCAUCUGAGAAUUAUCGACGAUGUCCUCAAGCAAGCUAUCAACAUCCCUAUGGUCCGAAAAUACAAGAUGCCAGAAGGCGUCGACGUUCUCCAGGAAUUCUCCAUGUCGCCACUGAUGGAUCCAACACCCACGAAUCCUUUCCUCAAUCCCUUACUCCUCGGACAGGACAAACUCGAAACUAUUUUUCAUGCAGCGCUUGCGAAAUACGGAUGUGUCGUGGAAAAGGGAACGGAACUAAUAUCGUUCACCCAAUAUCCUGAACGAGUGGAGGUGGAGCUUAUAAAACGUGGGCCAAAGGGGGACCGGCUUGAGCCUGAGAAGGCGUCUUAUGAGUGGGUGAUUGGGACGGACGGUGCUAAGGGCGUGAUGAGGAAACAACUGGGGUUACGGUUCUUAGGCGAGACUAGAACGGUGGAGAAUUUCGUUGUUGGUGACAUAUGCGUGGAUGGCUUGAGUUCCAAGCACUGGCACAUGUGGGGUGAUGCUGCCGAUGUCUUGGUGAGCCUACGGCCUACCGAAACGCCCGGCCUCUUCAACUUCAUUAUCGCUGGAAAGUGUAUCAACCACUCGGAGAUCGCGUCCAGUGACGAAACUGUCCGCCAAUGCUUUAGAAGACACGUUGGUAACAGGACAGAACUCAAGUUCGGAAAGAUCCCUUGGAUGUCCUAUUACACCCCGAAUAUCCGUAUGGUGGAGUCAUUUGGGGUUGGCCGGGUGCUUAUUGCAGGGGAUGCUGGACAUGUUCAUAGCCCGACAGGAGGCCAGGGGAUGAACACGGGCAUUCAAGACUCGCUCAAUUUGGGGUGGAAGUUGGCCCUAGUCGCCAAGGGCUUCGCGAAACCCACGCUGCUGCGGUCCUACACCGAGGAGCGUAUCCCUGUAAUUGCGGAGAUGUUAGAUCAGACAACGAAACUUCUUAACAAGACCUUCAAGGAGAAGGACGAGUCACCGUGGACUCAAGGAGGUUCCUUGUUGCAGCUGGGCGUGAACUACAGGUGGAGUCCGAUUGUGCUAGACGAGAGGAAAGCGUUCGAGAUUCAGAAAGAGGCUGCUGAGGAUGCUCUUUUGGAAGACUUUGACUUCUACGAGGAAGAGGAGAAGAUGGAACCCUAUGGCAAUGACUAUGACGGUCGACUACGGGCAGGUGACAGAGCACCAGACUCAACAGGCCUCCUUCAAGCCGAUCGCUCAAAACUAUUCACCCGAAAAUCAUCCUCACUAUUCCAAAUAUUCAGCGUCUCCCACCAUACAGCCCUCAUCUUUGCCCACCUCGUCGAUCCCAAGCACGUUCUUCAAGAAUUGGCCCGGUAUCCGAAGGAACUCGUGAAGUCGGUGGUGAUCGUCAAGCCUCGCCAAUCAAUACCGUCUGGAUCCCAUUACGCCGACUACGUCCUCGAGGACCAUGACGGUCACGCUCAUGACGCAUACAUCACCGAAGUAUGCGGCCUAAUAAUGGUUCGCCCAGAUGGAAUCGUCGGUGGUAUCCUCCAAAACCACCAUUCACUACACCGAUACUUCAAGGGGCUGUUGGCUUCACCGUGA
Molecule: messenger RNA, 1599 nt
Organism: Coprinopsis cinerea okayama7#130
Lineage: Eukaryota; Fungi; Basidiomycota; Agaricomycetes; Agaricales; Psathyrellaceae
Product: pentachlorophenol 4-monooxygenase
Exons: 7
Coding region: 1-1599 (532 amino acids)
Molecular function (GO): FAD binding
Source: RefSeq, a predicted model, not a curated record